AAUAAAUAUUAACAGAAUCAAACUUUACAUAGAUCGAGUAUGAUCGACGAAGCUUUUAUACUCGUGUAUACAUACAACUAAUAUCGAAACAAGCUUCGUUUUUCUAGACUAUCGCAAUGCGUCUUUUUGUGCGUUUAAAUAUAAUAGACCUUUCUAUAAGGUUAGUAUCUACAUCGAAAGAAAAUAUUAAUCUUUUAUGUGUGUGUUGUAUUAUUGAGAACAUACAUAUUUACUAGAAACAUGUUAUAAACCAGUAGAGAUUUUAGUUUACGUUAAUAAAAGUUGAAGAAAAAGUUGUCUAAGAUAUAUUUAGCUUUUCUAUAUAAUUAGGAAAAUAAGAAAAAUUAAAAUAUAAUUAAUAAUUUAGAAAUAAUAAUAAAAGAAUGUGUGUGUGUAUGUAUGUGUGUGUAUAUAUAAGUAAAUUAAUCUGUAUCGAUAUAGAUUAUUAUAUAGAAACAUACAUGCUAUUCAAGUUGUAAAAAAACUUCAGUCUCCCACUUGAAUAUUAGUUCAUUUCCGCUUUACACCAGAUGGCGCCUCGAAAAAAGAAAUCAUGUAUUUUCUCUAUCUAGAUUGUCAUUAGACUAGAGUAGUAUUAGAACCGAGUACAUUUCGUUUGAAAUCGAAUCUGUCUGUCCGGAUUUUAUAUAAACAACAAAUUUACUAUAUAUUGCAAAUGAUUAGUUUAUGAGUUACUAUGUUUAUUUGAUAAUAAUUAUAUGUACAUUAUUUAUUUCAUUUUCAAUUUAAUGUUUGAUACCAUUUUCUUAUUUGUCGUAAAUACAACAUACAUUCGCUUCAACUUUUUUGUUAAAAUAAAAAAAAUAUCACAAAUAAAUAAUUUGUGAUAAUAUAUUUAAUAUUAUUUAUAUAGUGUAUUAUUACAUAUACAUUACAGUAAUGGUGGAAACAGCAUGUGAUCCUACAAUUGAAAGACACUUAAAAGGUCAUAAAGAUGCAAUUACUGGUCUCCAUUUUCAUCCUACUAAUAAUCAAUUAGUAUCUAGUAGUAUGGAUAAAACUUUGAUGUUAUGGAAUUUUACGGAUUCAAUUAGAGGAUAUAAAUUAAAGGCGCAUAAAGAUUCUGUGUUAGAUGUUAGCUAUGCCCCUUCUGGAGAAAUCAUAGCUAGUGCAUCAAGAGAUCGUUCCAUAAGAAUAUGGAUACCUAGAAUAACAGGACAAUCUGUAGAUUUCAAAGCACAUUCAGGAGCUGUAAGCUCAUUACAUUUCUGUCCUAAUGGAGAACGGUUACUCAGUACAUCACAUGAUAAAAUUUGUAAAUUGUGGAUGUUGUGUAAAAGAAAAUUUCUUUUAUCGUUUAAUGGACAUACAAAUUGGGUCAGAUGUGCUAAGUUUUCUCCUGAUGGUAGGCUUAUAAUAUCAUGUAGUGAUGACAAGACUAUUAAAUUAUGGGAUGUCUCUACUGGAAGAUGUAUUAAAACUAUUAAUGAAGUUAAAGCUCCUGCUGUAUAUGUGGAGUUCCAUCCAAGUGGCGGUGUUAUUGGAUCAGCUAAUAUAGGUGGCUAUGUAAAAUUAUAUGAUCUAAGAACAGGCUCAUUGUAUCAACAUUAUGCUGUUCACAAAGGUCCUGUACAUGUUGCAAAAUUUCAUCCAAAAGGAAAUUUUAUGUUAACUGCUUCAGAAGAUACUACUAUGAAAGUUUUAGAUUUAUUGGAAGGCCGUCCAAUUUAUACCCUUAAAGGACAUAAUAGUGCUGUUACAUCAAUUGCGUUUUCUCUUAAUGGAGAUUACUUUGCAUCAGGUGGUGCUGAUUUUCAGCUUUUAACAUGGAAGACUAAUUUUGAUAAAGAUGAUAAGAAUAGAAAAGUUCCUCGAAUGUUAGUGCCACCUAUGCAAGAUAUAAAAUAUAAGGAUAGAUUGUUAAGUGAAACAGAUAUUCAUGAAGAAAUGGAAGAAUAUGAAGAACAACAAGAGUUAUUAUUAUCAUCACUGGAUUCUGUGAAAUCUAAAUCUGAUACAAAAAUUUGUAAAGGAUUUAUUCCUAAAUUACCAAAUGAAGAUGUACAAGUUGAAGUGAUUAAUUUGAAAAAGCAGAAAGAACUUAAGAAAGACAGGGAACAAGAUUCUUUAUGUAUUGCAGAUAAAGUACCUGAUUCGCGUUCUAGUCAAAGCAUUAAUAUAAUUGAAAUGCUAAAUGAACAAGUAGAAUCACUACGAAAUACUAUUCAUAUAUUAGAACAACGAUUAAGUGCAGUCGAAAAAGAAUUGAAAUAUAAAUAAAUAUAAUCAAAAUAAUUUAUAUAAAAUAAAAUAAGUUUAUUACAAGUUAGUAAAUAUAAUCUCACAUCAUUUAUAUUAUUCAUAUAAAAUAAGUAAUACUUCUCUUCUUUCUCUUUCUCUCUCUCAAAGUACAUAAUUCCUUAUCAUGUCUGAACAUUUUAUAAAAUUUCUAGAUCUAAAAACACAAUUUCCUGAAAAUUGAAUAAUCAACUAAGAUAUUCAAGGACUAAUUAAAUUAAUGACUAGCACCUUUCUCUAAAAUUUGUUUUCGAUGAGUCAGAAAUUAUAGGUUACAUGAGCAUUUUUGGACAGUUCGAAUUAUAAAAAAUUAAAAAAUUUUUAUAUUAUUUAUAUUAAAAACUUUGACAUAUUAAUGAAGAUUUUCAUGAUUUAUCUUGAUCAAUUUAGUUACCUAAUCUUUAUAAAAAUAAGAAGGUAAACAAACUUCAAGCAUAAUAAA
This is a messenger RNA of Vespula vulgaris, 2701 nucleotides long. RefSeq names its product POC1 centriolar protein homolog A (gene Poc1). The record is from RefSeq and is a predicted model, not a curated record. The coding region runs from base 901 to 2241 and encodes 446 amino acids. Gene Ontology annotation, biological process: cilium assembly. NCBI's taxonomy places the organism in Eukaryota, Metazoa, Arthropoda, Insecta, Hymenoptera, Vespidae. The transcript is spliced from 5 exons. Gene Ontology annotation, cellular component: centriole; ciliary basal body. Gene Ontology annotation, molecular function: protein binding.